GAGCCCUUCCCAGUGGCUACACUAUAUUAUCAGCAGCUGGUACUUUAGGAGAGGGGGAUUGAGUACCUCGACGGCCUCCGACCUUCGGGAGUCAUGCACCCAGCAGUUGACCCGGCUCUAGUGGAGCCAGAUGCUGGGGUUCCACCUCUAGAGCAGCUACCUGCUCGAGCACCCGGCUGCUGCCGGUGUCCCGAGCUCCAACAACCUAUACACCAGCAGCAGCAACUUCAUCAUCCAGAACAGUCGGUGAUCCCCGCGUCCAGAGGAUGGAUCGCCUCGAGACUCAGUUUGGGGGAGUGAAUCCAGCAUCGACCGGCAGAUGGCUCAACGCCAGGGUCUCAUUAGAGAUGAUGAGCCGAGGCCUUUGACCGAGUGCGAGGUAGCCGACGAGGGAGAUAUGUCGCAGAGCCAAUUCCUUGAGCCCCACUAGUCCACUUGGAACUCUGAACUUGUUUUUCUUAUUUUUCUUUCGUUUAUGUGUUUGUGACUAUAAACUACUACUACUAUCGUAUUGUGUUGUGUAAUAACCUCGCCAUGAGCGAGUCGUAUUGUGUUUGUGUACGUGUGUUUUUGUCUUAUCCUUGAAGCUUCAAAUCUCCUACCCCAGAAACAAUUCUAACUUUCACUCACCAAGCAAAGCGGUAAUAUCCUUCUACCCCUAUCUUACGCCAUUGAGGGCAAUGUCGAGCUUAAGUGUGUGUGUGUGGGGGGGGGGGGGGUAUUUUAUUAUUACUCUUGUGUGAGUGUGAUUAAUGCUUGGAGCCUUGAGUUUUUCCCAAAUUUGAAAUAUUUGAGGGCUCCAAGCAAUGUUUGCAUGAUCAAAGUGGCCGGAUUGUGGAAGAAUCUCGUGUUUAUUGGCAUUGACCUUGAAUUGUUGCAUGUGAUCGAGUAUGUCCUAUGAUGAUGAAUGAGAGGUCCAAGGGUGAUGCAAAGGUUUAGUUCUCAUGUGUGCAAAAAUGAAUGGAUGUUUUGACUCGAUUACUUGUUUAUUACAAUUGCCAUGCAUGUUGCUUUGUGAAUUGGAAUAGAUGGUUGGGUGACUAGGUAGGCAUGUGUUUUUUGAGCUGAUCGUUUUCUUCUUGUGUGCUUAGAUCCCUCUUACCAUGGCGAGUAACAUCACAGCUGUCACUAGUGAGUAAGAUGGAGGCAUAGGAUUAGUCCACGCCCAAAUGUUGAUUGUCCCAAAAUGAUUUAUCCACUAGUCAAACCCUUUGAGUCUUGUGACUUUCGAGGCCGUUUUCAUGUUAGGAGCUUGUUGCUUGUGGUAGUAGUUAGGGGGAAGCAACACCCGAGUGAUACUUCUCAUCUAGAGCUUUCAAACCUUUUAGCUUUGCUUUGUUUUAAUUUAAUCCUUAUAGUUUUCAACCAAAAACCAAUCCGCUAGAUAAUGUUUCAAACAAUUAAAGUAGGGGGUACAUGGACCGGUCCGGGUUGAUAUGUAAACAUACUUGCCCUAUAUUGCACCCAUCUAAGGUUUAUACUUGGGCCUUAGGUGGGAUUUUGUUGUGAUAUUCGGGAUGAGUUAGCGGUUCACGCUCUUGGAUUACUGCUUCCUCCAAUGCUGCCAGUUGAUCUUGUAGUUACGGCUCCUCUAUUGGUUGUUCCCCUAGAAAAAGACAUUUCUCAAGAGAAUCAUCAGUACCAGCACUCGUGAUGGCGAGUGUUGUCUCAUAAUCUGUUAUAACGUUCCUAUAAUCCAAUUAAAUCAUCAUGUAGACAAAGAUGUUUUACAUUAUCUGAAACUGAAAAAGUGAAUUUCUCAUCCCUAUCCCACAAUAGAAAUUUUCCAUCAUU
Linum trigynum is the source of this 1794-nucleotide messenger RNA. The record is from the annotation of a GenBank genome assembly. Lineage: Eukaryota; Viridiplantae; Streptophyta; Magnoliopsida; Malpighiales; Linaceae.